GCGGCGGGAUCCAGCCGGGGAUGCUGCGGCUCGGCACUGGGCUGAGGCAGCUCGGAGCAGGAGCGGGCAAGCGUGGCUCCGCUCGGUCUUCAGGCGCCGAGAUGCCUAAGAAAGCUGGUGCGGCGAGCAAGGGUAAAAAUCAGAGCAAGGAACCAGAGGGACCACUUCCUUCCUUAGGCCCUGUGGCAGCAGACCCUAAAGGUUGUGUCACCAUAGCCAUCCAUGCCAAACCUGGCUCCAAACAAAACGCGGUCACAGACUUGACAACUGAAGCAGUAAGUGUUGCCAUCGCAGCCCCGCCCACGGAAGGAGAGGCUAAUGCUGAGCUCUGCCGUUACCUUUCCAAGGUCUUAGAACUCAGGAAGAGCGAUGUGGUUCUGGAUAAGGGUGGUAAAUCUCGCGAAAAGGUGGUGAAGCUUUUGGCCUCUACAACUCCAGAAGAAAUCUUAGAGAAAUUAAAAAAGGAAGCUGAAAAAAAAUAAAAGCAAAACUGAGAAGUACAUCUUCAAAGGAUUUUUAAAAAUUGUUUAUGAAGAGGCUGCGAAACAGGGAAAUAUGUGUAAGUGUACAAACUAAUGUGAAGGGAAUGGUAUGUACAAAAACACACACACCAGAGACUUAGCACCAUACAUUGAAAACACUGUAAAAUUCCACACUCCAGAUAGCCUGAGCACCAUUCCUCUGGCUUUAUGGUGUCACAAGAUGGGUUCGAAGGCUGGUUAGAGCCAUCUAACUGUGCCUUUACAGACUCACUACAGACCUCUGGAGAAGGUCAGAAAUAAACUCACCCAGGAAUGUGUUUAUUCCUUUACCUUGCAAAAUAAAAGCAAGCAUUCUCUGCUA
Messenger RNA from Perognathus longimembris pacificus (Pacific pocket mouse), 843 nucleotides. RefSeq names its product chromosome 20 C15orf40 homolog (gene C20H15orf40). Gene Ontology annotation, cellular component: cytoplasm. Lineage: Eukaryota; Metazoa; Chordata; Mammalia; Rodentia; Heteromyidae. The transcript has 4 exons. The record is from RefSeq and is a predicted model, not a curated record. Bases 21 to 482 code for a protein of 153 amino acids.